This is a messenger RNA of Lodderomyces jiufengensis, 1206 nucleotides long. RefSeq lists its product as uncharacterized. The record is from RefSeq and is a predicted model, not a curated record. Gene Ontology annotation, cellular component: multivesicular body. The transcript has a single exon. Bases 1 to 1206 code for a protein of 401 amino acids. NCBI's taxonomy places the organism in Eukaryota, Fungi, Ascomycota, Pichiomycetes, Serinales, Debaryomycetaceae. Gene Ontology annotation, biological process: late endosome to vacuole transport via multivesicular body sorting pathway.
AUGCUGAUUACUAAAGACUCUAUUCCAGAAGAGCUCAAACUGGACAAAAAUAUAACACCAUAUAUACAACGAGCAAUCGAAUUAGAAGAAGCAGAACCAAUAAUAAGUUAUUAUAGCAAAAUAUAUGUACUUGAACAUAUCUUUAAUAAUAAAUUACAUACAAAAUCAAAACCAAAUCAAGAAUUUACAGUAAAAUUGUUAGAUGAUACAGAGUCAAUCAAAAACAAAUCAGAAGAUGAAAACCUAAAACAAGUCUUGAAUGAUAAAGAUCUAUCAUUUGGUUAUAUUUUCAAGUUUGCAUACAAAUUAUUUAAUUCAUGUCUCGAAAUUUUGAAUAAUUAUCAAUUAAGUUUCAAAAAUCAAAUAAUUGGGAAAUUCAGAGCAACUAUGUGUUUUUUAAAUAUUUUAUCAAUUUUUGAAAGCUCAAAAGAUGAAAUUGAUUUUACAAAAUUUACUGGUGGUAAAGUUAAUAAUUGGAAAGAAAUUGAUGAAUUAAAUAAAGAAAAAUUAAAAAUAUUGAAAUAUCAGUUGACAAGGAUUAUCAAAGAUGAGAUUGAUGUAGGGAAAGCUGAGGAAAUUACUGAUAAAGACUUGGAAGAUGAGUUGAAUAGGGAAUUGGAUCAAUUAAACACUAAUAAUGAAGAGGAAAUUGAACAAGAUCAAGAGUUGAAAGAUUUAGGUGAAUCAAAAGCUGCACAGGAAGAUGGGGAAGAGCCAGCAUUCAAAUUACCAGGUGCACCACGAGAUCUUCCCGAUAAUGAAGAAUCUACUGAUGAUAACAGUCAGGAAAUUUCUCAUAUUGAUCUUCCCGGAGCUCCUCAUUUUUCCCCAGAUAAAGACCUGAAUCUAGGACUUCCUGAAACCCCACAAUACUUACCAGAUGAUGACAUUACAAACAUAAAUAAAUCAGGUUCAAUUCAUGUAUUCACACCAACAUCAGAAAAAUCACAACCAAAAUUCCCAACCGAUAAAAAACCUAUAGUAAGUCGGUCUACUCUGCAUCAACUGCAACAACAUCAUAAACCUUUGAGUAAAGAAAGUAUUAAACAAAUUUUAAAUAGAGAUGAUGCUAUAACUCAGAUACAAAAACAUACUAAAUUUGCGUCUUCAGCUUUACAAUUUGACGAUUUCAAUGAAGCGGAGAAGCAAUUACUACAAGGAUUAGAGUUAUUGAGAACUUUAAAACAGCAAGAGGAAAGCGAGUAA